This is a messenger RNA of Botrytis cinerea B05.10, 1112 nucleotides long. RefSeq lists its product as hypothetical. The record is from RefSeq and is a predicted model, not a curated record. The transcript is spliced from 3 exons. The coding region runs from base 89 to 1057 and encodes 322 amino acids. Lineage: Eukaryota; Fungi; Ascomycota; Leotiomycetes; Helotiales; Sclerotiniaceae.
GAAACAUUUUACACCCAUAACUUCUACUUCGAAAACAAAGUACCACAACCGUAGCAAUAUUACCAACACAAACUUUACAAGAGCAAUCAUGGAUCAAACAGAUAGGCAGUCCCCAAAGCUCAAGAAGUUUUCACUUCCCGACCAGACACCUGAUACCAGAUUUGUUCUGUUCGAUGAGACAGAAAUUCACUUACAUUCUACAAUUUUGAAAAUCCAUUCGGCAUUCUUCCGCAAGUUUCUUGACUCUCCAGACAAAAAGCCUGCAGAGCCGUCAGCACAAUUUCGGUACGAAUGGGUCAGUGUGAUUGAAGAUGAUGGCGAGUGGCAUCUGGUUGAAAAAUCCCAUGCAAAACCAAACGAUAAUGCCUUGUCAGAAAACGCAAUCUGGGAUGUGGAAGUUCUGGUCUUCAUUGAGAUGCUCAACGCACUAUACCGAAUCCCCUAUAAGAUCUGGGUAGCCCGACUGUUUAUCGUCACCAGGAUGGCGGAUUACUAUCGUUGCCUUCCGGCAGUCUCACACAAUCUCUUCGCUUGCUUCGAUCAAAGCAACAACGAUUACGUCAAAGAAUAUGCUUUACAACUUCUUGAUACUGCCUACAAACUUCAUCAACCACUUCUGUUCAAAGAUUGCCUCAUACAAGUUGCUGGCUAUAUGCCUUCUGAUUCUGGUGAUGCUUAUUAUUUGAGUAACAAAGUAAUUUUCGAUACCAUGAUGAAAGUACGCAAUGAGAUUAAUCGACGAGUAGUUGAAGCCCAGCAACGCCUCAUGCUAUCUGCACCUACUGAGGAACGCUCGAAGCUUCUAGGCCAUUGUUGGGAGGUUGGCUUUGAGGAAACGGGAGUCCCACUGAGUUUGCCACGUUACUUCAGACUCCUCGCGGAGCACGACAGCGAAUUUGCCAAUGCUCUAUCUCAUUUACUGCAAUGCGAGUUACGUUUACCGUGUGAACUCAUUCGCGAAGCCGGCGCCCAUGAUACCAAUGAUACGGAUCACUUUUAUUGUGCAAGAUUGCUUGAUAGAGAUCUACCUUGGGAUCCGAGCGAAACCGACUGGUAGGAAAAGCACGUUUUCCAUCUCGAAUGAAUGUUGUCUUUACGAAUACUUGGGAUCA